UUCGCGAGCAGAGACGCUGUAUCAUAUCCGACUUCGAGGUUGAGCAUGCAGCUAUAUCAUUGAGCAUCACCCCUCAGCGACAGCCUCAACCUGCCUGUGUGACAAGAUAUCCGCCAACAUGUACUUCCUAUCCAGACGCUGGAAGCCCAACAAGUGGCCCUUCUACAUCCUCAUCGGCCUGGAAUCACCAUUGACUGUUGCCCUCCUCGCCCUGUUCGGUAUUGCUUCACCAAAUCUAUAUCGCACCAAAUUAUGGCAGGAUGGAGCAGAUAACGGCUUCAACUCGAGCCCAUCCACGGGGCUGUAUGCCGCUGCGAAUUACAGACCAUACACGACUCCCAAAGUCUGGUCGCAAUUUAUAACAAACUACAAUAUCGUUAUCUCGGUCCUCUCCAUGUUCAUCCUACUCGUCAAAUCCGUCAUGUACAUACUACAUGUGUUUCCGCCCGUUCUGUCCGUUCUGGUUCAUGCCCUACUCAUCGCCCUCUACACGGUAUCAGUCGAUUACCAAUCUAGCAGUGACACCACGGAUCCUGAACACCCACAGAGAGGUCCGCCGUGGUACAUCACAAAAUCGUGCAGUGUCACAAAGAACAAGAGUCUGGUCGGCUACUGCAAACAAGCGAAGGCGAGUUUUGCCUGCACAUGCGCCAUGCUGGGUGUGUUUAUCGUAUACUUCGGCUUUGCUGUAUGGUCAUGCUUCCCGUCCAAGCAGCAGCGUGCCGAGUAUGCCGAGAAACGGCGUCUCAAGGCCGAGAAGUGGGCGAAGUUUGAGUCUGUCGAGGAUCCGACCACGGGCGAGCAUACCGGAUAUCCCAUGCCUGAGACUCCGGGUAUUCAAGGAUCAUUGCAUCCGAUGACGCCUCGGACGCAGGCAUUCAACACCCUUGGAGGCACGAAGGAUCUACCUCUUCGGAACCAUUUCAGUGCACCAAGACGACCGAAUUCGCCGACUUUUGCAAUGACAAGUCCAGAUCGGCAAAGGAGCCCCUUGAGUCCUGGUUUCAUUGAUCGAGUGGGCAGUGAUGUCCAAGCUGGGAAAUCUCCCGAGAUCGGACAUAGUCCCGUUCCAACUGCACCUCAGAUGUACUUUCCUCCACCUCCCAAGACGUCAAAGAAGUGACAAUCCCUGAACGGACUGACACGGUAUGAUUGAGCAAUAGCAUGGCGGUUUGCUGCGUGACAAUGGCCUCUGUACAUUCCACACAGAAGUCUAUCUGGAUAUAUGGAUUGGUAAAGCGAACGUGAAGAGUCUGCAAGUGUAAUGAACAUGUUGAACCACUCAUUGAAUGCCCCAGAGAUAAUGUCAC
Molecule: messenger RNA, 1310 nt
Organism: Exophiala viscosa
Lineage: Eukaryota; Fungi; Ascomycota; Eurotiomycetes; Chaetothyriales; Herpotrichiellaceae
Exons: 2
Coding region: 119-1123 (334 amino acids)
Source: RefSeq, a predicted model, not a curated record